GAGUAAGCACCUACCACUUUAAGCUCAGCUCCACACUUCCUCUGCCUCUCUCUCUCUCUCUAAGAAAUCAAACAGCGCACCACCGGAAAAAUAUCGCGCCACCACUGCCACAACCGCCGUGGACCAACCCUUUCUUUCUGGUUUGUCUCCUUAGACUAUUCUCUCUCUGCUUUAAAUAUAGAGGUGACUGGAUGGGGUGCACGGCGUCGAAGCUGGACAACGAGGACACAGUACGGCGGUGCAAGGAGCGUCGCCGCAUGAUGAAGGAAGCCGUCUACGCCCGCCACUAUCUCGCCGCCGCUCACUCCGACUACUGCCGCUCUCUACGCCUCACGGGUUCUGCCCUCUCCGUCUUCGCCGCCGGCGAACCCCUCUCAGUCUCCAAUAACGCCCCCGCCAUCCUCCUCCACAAUCCCUCCCUCCCACGCUCCGCCUCCACCAAUCCCACUCACCCACGUGUCCCCUCGCCCUCUCCUUCUUUCCACGCGCCACCAGCACCACCGCCUUUUCCUCCCUCCGCUUCUCCAACUAUUCCCAGCUCCAAACUGCCUCAUAUCCUCUCCGCCUCAAGCCUCCCCUCUCGCCACCACCCUAACAACCGCAAGAAACCCAUCAGACUCCCUCACAUUCUCUCCGAAUCAAGCCUUAACGGUUCUUCCCCACAAAGCCACCGCAAUAACUUCAAUCCCAACGUACCCAAUAGGCCAAACCAUUACACUUACGACGCACAAUCAACCUAUUCUUCCACUCCCUCACAAGCCUCCUCUGUCUGGAAUUGGGAAAAUUUCUAUCCUCCAUCCCCUCCAGAUUCAGAUUUCUUCGAACACAACCGCAAAAAAACAACAACAACAACAACAACAGCGAUAACAAUGAUGAUGAUGAUGAUAAGGCCACUAUGUAUUCAAAUUCAACCUAUGCGACCCAUCACAAAAGUGACAAACUCCAAGCUCAAGAUCGAGUCCAUGACAAACUUCACCACCAGCACCCCCUCGACUCUGACUCUCAAUCUGAGGAGACAGAGAGGGAGAGAGAGGCAGAGAGAGAAGAGGUUCAAUGCAGUGAGUGGGGCGAUCAUUACAGUACAACUUCAAGCUCUUCUGAUGAAGAAGAAGCAGAAGUUAGAGAGUCAAGAUCUGAGAUCGGGACGAGGAAGUCGAAUGUAGGGUCAUCUGUACACAAUUAUGAGCCGAAAGAGACUCCGGUGAUAGGAGCUAUGAAUUCGAAAUUAUCUGACGAUGCUGGGUCUUCGGUGAGCUGGAAUGCUGGGAAAAGCGAGAUCUUUUCCUCCGAUAUGAAGAUUGUGGUGAGGCACAAGGAUUUAGCUGAAAUUGUCGCCGCCAUCAAAGAGUACUUCGAUAAGGCCGCUUCCGCCGGCGAACAAGUCUCCGAGAUGCUCGAGACUGGCCGUGCUCAGCUCGAUCAGAGUUUCAGUCAAUUGAAGAAAACUGUGUAUCAUUCCAGUGGAUUGUUGAGUAACUUGAGCUCGAGCUGGACUUCGAAGCCGCCAUUGGCGGUUAAGUACAAGUUCGAACCGGGUUCCAUCACUGAGACGGGCGGGUCCAAGGGUCUUUGUUCUACUUUGGAACGGCUCUUGGCUUGGGAGAAGAAGCUUUAUCAGGAAGUGAAGGCUAGAGAAGGAGUAAAAAUUGAGCAUGAAAAGAAGUUGUCGGCACUACAGAGCCAAGAGUACAGAGGGGAUAUGGAUGCAAAGUUGGACAAGACGAAGGCCUCAAUAACAAGGCUGCAGUCCCUUAUUAUGGUUACAUCCCAGGCUGUAUCUACGACCUCCUCUGCUAUUAUCGGUCUAAGAGACACUGAACUUGUCCCGCAGCUUGUUGAAUUCUGUCAUGAGUUCAUGUACAUGUGGAGAUCGAUGAACCAGUUCCACGAAGUCCAGAAUGACAUUGUGCAGCAAGUGCGGGGUCUGGUCAACCGAUCAACCAAGGGUGAAUCAACCUCAGACCUCCACCGACAGGCAACACGUGACCUUGAGUCAGCUGUUUCUGCCUGGCACUCUAGUUUCUGCCGCCUAGUGAAGUUCCAAAGGGACUUCAUCUGCUCCCUCCAUGGCUGGUUUAGGCAUACUCUUCUUCCUGUUAACAGUGAGCCAACCAAUGGCAAUGGGGAACCUUCUGAGGCGUUUAUGUUCUGUGAUGAGUGGAAGCUUGCCCUUGAACGUCUACCAGACACAGUUGCAUCUGAAGCCAUUAAAAGUUUCAUCAACGUUGUCCAUUCAAUAUCUUUGAAACAAACAGAGGAGCUCAAAAUUAAAAAGCGAACUGAAUCUGCGUCAAAAGAGCUUGAGAAAAAAUCUUCAGCUCUUCGGACCAUAGAGAAGAAGUAUUACCACUCAUACUCUAUGGUUGGCAUUGGGCUUCCUGAUACUGGGCCUGAUAAUGGCCAUGUGUUGGAUGCACGAGACCCCCUCUCCGAGAAGAAAUCAGAGCUUGCAGCUUGCCAAAGGCGGGUAGAAGACGAGAUGCUAAGGCACUCUAAGGCUGUAGAGGUGACAAGAGCAAUGACCCUAAAUAACAUUCAGACGGGCUUGCCUGGAGUAUUUCAGGCUGUGGCGAGUUUUUCUGCCUUAAUUAUGGAAGCGCUUGAGGUAGUGUGCACUCGUUCCUAUGCCAUCAAGUAGAUAAAACAUAUAUGUUGUCGAAUACUAUUAAUUUUUCUUUUUGUUUCUUGAGGUAAGUUGAGAAUAGCAAGGGCCGCAAUUUUUUUUUUUUUUUUUAUUAAUUUGUCAAUAUAUGUAAUUUAGCAGUUUUGUCAUCCUUUUUGUUGGGGAAGGGGAAUGUCUCUGUACAGAAAAUUGCUUGCAUUAAUUUAUCAGAGGUUCGCUUUUUUC
Molecule: messenger RNA, 2848 nt
Organism: Ilex paraguariensis (yerba mate)
Lineage: Eukaryota; Viridiplantae; Streptophyta; Magnoliopsida; Aquifoliales; Aquifoliaceae
Source: the annotation of a GenBank genome assembly